UGCACCGCGCUCCGAACUCCCGGCCACCGUUGUAGGUGCGGGCCGCCUGAAUGGAGCGCUGGGCGUAAGGCAAAGCCUGGCACUGUCCGCGCGGCCGGUACCUGCUCCUGAGCGCAAGUGCGGGGUGUGGGCCGUGCGCGUGCGCGCCCAGAAGAGGCGCGAGGCGAACGCGCCUGGCCGUUACUGGCACGUAGCCGCUGAGGUUGGCGGCAGCAGCGGCAAAGCCGCGCGUUGAACUGUCGGGUACUUGCAGGGCCUCCCGCCUCGCCUGGGGCUGCAGGCAGCCGUGGCGGCCGCCGGGGACCGCAAGGGCCGGAAGAAGGGAGGAGGCCGGUCCCGGCACACGGAGGAACCGCCGAGCAUGCCCCGAGACAACAUGGCUUCCUUGAUCCAACGGAUCGCCCGCCAGGCUUGCCUCACCUUCCGGGGCUGCGGGGGCGGCCACGGCGCUUCCGACCGCGGCGCGACGGCUGGCCCAGAGGCAUCGAUACCGCCCGGCUUCCCUGAGAACCUGAGCAAGCUGAAGAGCCUGCUGACCCAGGUCCGCGCCGAGGACCUCAACAUCGCCCCGCGCAAGGCCACGCUGCAGCCGCUGCCGCCAAACCUACCACCGGUCACCUACAUGCACAUCUACGAGACGCACAGUUUCAGCCUCGGCGUGUUCCUGCUCAAGAGCGGCACUUCCAUCCCGCUGCACGACCACCCGGGCAUGCACGGUAUGCUCAAGGUGCUCUACGGCACCGUCCGCAUUAGCUGCUUGGACAAGCUGGAGACGGGCGGUGGGCAGCGUCCGCUGUCCCCGCCGCCGGAGCAGCAAUUCGAGCCGCCGCUGCAGGCCCGGGAGCGGGAGACCAUGCGGCCGGGCAUCCUGCGCUCGCGGGCGGAGUACACUGAAGCCAGUGGCCUCUGCGUUCUCACGCCGCAUCGGGACAACCUGCACCAGAUUGACGCUGUGGACGGGCCCGCUGCCUUCCUGGACAUCUUGGCCCCGCCCUACGACCCCGACGACGGCCGGGACUGCCACUAUUACCGGGUGCUGGAGCCAGUCAGGCCCAAGGAGGCCUCUGGCUCAGCCGGUGACCUUCCCCGAGAGGUAUGGCUCCUGGAGACCCCGCAGGCCGAUGACUUCUGGUGCGAGGGGGAGCCCUAUCCAGGUCCCAGGGUCUUCCCUUGAAACCACGGACGCUAGCGGUCGGCCGAAGACGAGGCCUUGCUGCUCGAUAACUACCUACCACAAGGGCUCAGUGUCUCGCGAUCUGACCCCUAGCCUGGACGUUGGAUCUCCUGGAGUAACCAGCAGCAGCAGCGUCCUCGCCAGUCUUGGAAAGCACGGGCUACUGGGCAGCAGCCAUCGGGCACGGUUAAGGGGGCGGGGUGGGCGGGAGGCUAGGCUAUUUCCUGGUACUUUCACUGCGCCAGGGCUUUGAUUUCGGGAGUGGGGCAGGGGAUUUUGAAGUGCUUCCAUCCUAAAGCCAUAAUAAGAAUAUUCCUCCUCUGUUCCCCAUGCUUUACAAAAUACACUAAAUGGUUUUUCACCCCAACCCCACUUGGUAAAUAGAGUUUGUUUUCCACUCCUGCCCUUAUGACCUUUUGCUCUUCACAAUUAACUUAUUGACUGCAUGACCAAGUGGUUUGAAUUGAUUUUAGUUCAAGUCAUUGGUUAAAACUACAUUUUCCAGAAAUGCGCAACUUUUAAAGUGAGCUGUCCAGCCACAGCUGCCCUGUGAAAAUUUAAUCAUCUUUUCAGAGUUUUGGGAUCACCCUAAAAGCGUAACUAUGCAUACGGAGGACAAGAUGUAUUUUCUUUCCUCCCUUUGCUCUAUAGCUUAUAUCUAGGUUUCUCAGGCAGCCUUUACUAAAACAUUCAGUCACCUGCGUAUCUCAGUGCGAGCUGGUUCCUUAGUGUUUAUCUCCAGAUCUGUGAGUUGAGCAAGUUUUUUGUUGUAGAUUCACCUUUAAUGUGAAGGCUGUAUUAUACUCCAGUGACUGUUUUCUUGUCCUGAUGUACUUUCAAGAGAUGAUACGGUAAUUCUGUGUUUUCUAACCAGAAUCAAAGGAGCUCAAUCUGUUAUGCUUCCAAACAACUGAAUGUAAAACACUCCUAGCCAACUGUUAAAUUCCAUAUGCCUAUUGACUUCCAGUAUCUUCCUAUAAAAGUAGAAGACAACAUUAUAUUGGUGACUGUUUCACAUUCUCCCAGGAACCAGAGGGCUGUGAUUCCCGCUCAGCUGCUGGUGUUAUCCCUCUCCUUCACAGUGUUGAGCAAGCACUUGCUUCAUUUGAUGUGUUUUUGUAGAAAAGUAGGAGGCAUAGAUGAUCUAGCCUGGAGAGCUGGGAAUUAAUUGGGCAUUUUAGGGCACCAAAACUUGGGAUGAGAUGCUUCCCACUUGCAAAUCCUGAAAUAACAGUUACAUGUUAGAUUUAUUUUUGCCCUUUUAAAAAGCUGAGCAACUUUACCUUGUUUACAGAUGUAUUGACACCAUUUGCUUCAGGCCAUGGAGCACUGUUUUCCCUUUUGUACUAUUUAUACUAUUCCAUUUUUGGUUUUUUUCACGAAGCUUUUUUCAUAAAAACAAAGCAGUAGAAAUAAACACCUUGAGAUUUGCAGGGCUAUUGUUCAAGCCUUUUUGAUGGACUUACACAUGUGGCAAUAGACUUCUGCCUGUAAUAAAGGAAAAUCUACUAUUAUUGUGGAAAGUAUUUGCUGCCCUUGAGGGAAACUACAUGUCUUGCCUCUAACUACACUGGGUUACACAGACCUAGGGUGAAGGAGUAUUUGUUCCCAGUUCUUAGUACAGAAAAGCAAGUUCUUUUUAAUAAGAGACACUUAUUCAAUUCAACGUGACGGGCCACGAAAAUCCUGUUAAAACCUGACACAGGCAUAAUACCAACCAUUUCUUCCAGGGUUGCAAAAAUUGUUACUGUAACUUUACAUUUUGGUGUGAUUUUAAAUGCCUUGGGGACAAUAUGAAGCUGCUCUUCAUGCCACUCAGUUUGAAAACAAAUCCUACAUAUGCAAAUAAUUUUCUUAGAAAAUGUCACAAAAUAAAAUAUUUGUGUUUUUUAUAGCACAGUAAUGAAUGUGUGUAGUUAUCAUCGGUUGGUCACACACUUUUUAAAGUUAUAGCAAAAAAUUUACAAAGACUGUUGAUAGUCAAAUGUUUGUUAUGGUGUAAUCUGGAGUAUGUUAAACUAAACCUAUAGAAACAUUCUGGAAAUAUGGCAGUAAUAAAGGAAAAAGUAUUAUGAAAGACUUUACUACCCCCCAAAAGUGGUAAAAGUUCUCAAUUACAAGCAGAUUGGAAGGGAAAGACUGAGGUGCUUUUCAAAAGAGUAACUGAAGUUGUUCAGGCAAAAACAGCAAUAUAUCUUUUUAAUUUAGUUAAGUAAGAACAGUGAAAUUUUGGUUCACUGAUAAAAUCUGAGUAAAUUCAUGCUGAAAACAAAAUGUAAUUUGUUUUCAUAAACCAGUACAGAAAAAGUAUGCUCAUUAGAUAAAAUGUGGUACAGAGGAAACCUUGCACCUCUAUGCAUAAAGUGUUCGUCACGACUGACUUCUUGUGCUGCUAUUGUUUCCAUGUAGUCCUGCAUAUAGAUUGUUUUAAUAAUUACUGUGGGAUAAAAGUUACCUUCUCCUGGGAAAGACUAAUGAGCACAAUGGUAUUAAUCAUUUAAUUUUUUUGUUAAAUAAUAAAUGCAAUAAUUGCCUUUCA
Molecule: messenger RNA, 3713 nt
Organism: Cavia porcellus (domestic guinea pig)
Lineage: Eukaryota; Metazoa; Chordata; Mammalia; Rodentia; Caviidae
Gene: Ado
Product: 2-aminoethanethiol dioxygenase
Exons: 1
Coding region: 362-1174 (270 amino acids)
Cellular component (GO): mitochondrion
Molecular function (GO): oxidoreductase activity, acting on single donors with incorporation of molecular oxygen, incorporation of two atoms of oxygen
Source: RefSeq, a predicted model, not a curated record